CUUCACCUCUACUAUAUCACAUCCUCUAUCUCUGCCUCAGUAUAUAUUUGGAUGAUAGGGCGAGCAGUGCGAGCUGCUUCCCUGUGCAGUGAAAUUGCUCGUGUCAAUCUGUGCAUACAUUAAGUUGGAAUAUUCUCCAACCCCCGACUGCCAACAAGAGACGAAACCAAACCGAAAGUCAUUAUGAGUGGUUUUGGAAGGCGAAGUAAUGAGGGCCAUGGUGGCUAUAUUGUGAACCAGCAAGUUGCCUUACCUGUUCCAUAUAGCCAAGGGGAAGACCAUGAGUUCAGCGUAAAUGAAUCUGGCUCAUAUCAUUUCCCAUCUCAGUCUUUCAACGCAUAUACUUCCCAGUUCAGCUCUCCAUAUAGCCAUUCAGGCAUGUCAUCUCAUAACCAGCAUUUGUCUUCUCACCACUUACCUGUGCACUCUGUGCUAUCAACCCCUGAACAUACGGCCCUACAACAACACCACCACCCUCAUCAGUCGCUACAGUACAUGGCACCGUCACGCUAUUUCCAAUCCCAAAGGUAUCUGCCUUUCCGCGAGACACUUGGGGAGACGGAUAUCGAAAGUCAAGACUCCCGAAACGAAAAUACGAUGUUAUCGGAACCAGUCAUUCCUCCACUGGAUGGGUUCCCAAAUGUACGGGAGUUCGAUCAACUAAUGAGAAGUUAUGUCGACGACCUCUCGAUUAAGAAGCAAGACAAAGCGUUGAUUCAUGCUAAAAGGGCGAGAAACAUAAGGACAGUCUUAUUAGACCCAAAAGAUACGACUGUAGAAUCUGCCCAGUUUCGAUUUUGGGUCAAAAAGAUGUUCAAACUUCAAGUAGUUGGCACAGGGGCUUCAGAUUGCAUGAAAGUGAUCUGUCAUGAAGGAAAGCCCGUGGCUAUUCGAGAGAAACUCUUCAAGAUUCUUACCAGGGCACAUCAACAGUGCCAACACGGUGGUAGAGAUAAGACAUCUGCUCAGGUGCGGCAGAUCUAUUCAUGGGUACCUAAAGAACUAAUCUCGCGAUUUGUCAAAAUUUGUCCGACUUGUCAAGUUCGCCGGGGAGGUUCGCGCAUCACUCCUCCUAAUUCAAGAAGAAGCUCACCCCGUCUCGAGAUAGUAUCUCGUUCCCCAAAACUUCCAUCACCACCCAUAUCAAGGUGUGAAUCCAGUCUGAACGUCCAAUUGCCGUUGGACAGGCCACAGGCAAACUACUUGACUCAAUUUAAUGGUCACAAUAGCUGGUCAGAGAGUCAAAAAGGUAUGCACCAACGGUCAAACUUUAGCCUUGGACACGGCUUUGUAAAAGCAACACCACCCCUACCCAGUUCAGUUUCGGUGUUGGACUCUCUCCAUGCGGAUCUUCCAGAACCAUCGUCACAGAUCAAUUACAAUUCGGGGUUUGCUACUACACAUAGCCCAUCUAGCCAUCGAGACUUUUAAAGCUCUUCAUCUGACCGGCGAAUCAUCAAACAUGUUCGGAAUAACCCCGACAAUCUGGCAAACUUGGUCUAUUUAUUUCUUCUCUUAUAUGCUUCCUCCCUGCUCUUCCUGCUCUUCCUGCUCUUCCUGCUCUUCCUGCUCUUCCUGCUCUUCCUGCUCUUCCUGCUCUUCCUGCUCUUCCUGCUCUUCCUGCUCUUCCUGCUCUUCCUGCUCUUCCUGCUCUUCCUGC
This is a messenger RNA of Aspergillus caelatus, 1660 nucleotides long. Its product is annotated as integrase zinc binding domain-containing protein. Bases 184 to 1431 code for a protein of 415 amino acids. The record is from RefSeq and is a predicted model, not a curated record. Lineage: Eukaryota; Fungi; Ascomycota; Eurotiomycetes; Eurotiales; Aspergillaceae. The transcript is spliced from 6 exons.